Messenger RNA from Arthroderma uncinatum, 1377 nucleotides. RefSeq lists its product as uncharacterized. Gene Ontology annotation, cellular component: oxoglutarate dehydrogenase complex. NCBI's taxonomy places the organism in Eukaryota, Fungi, Ascomycota, Eurotiomycetes, Onygenales, Arthrodermataceae. The transcript is spliced from 10 exons. Gene Ontology annotation, biological process: tricarboxylic acid cycle. Gene Ontology annotation, molecular function: dihydrolipoyllysine-residue succinyltransferase activity. The record is from RefSeq and is a predicted model, not a curated record. Bases 1 to 1377 code for a protein of 458 amino acids.
AUGGCUUCGCGGAGAAUAUCGCAAUUGGCCGGUGCCGUGCGCUCGACGCCCAUCAUCGCCCGUCCUCAGAGCUGCCGCUGCUUCUCGUCGAUACGUACCGCCAGCAGACCAGUCACCGUCGCCUCAACUUCUUCUCUAUACCGUCUGGACUCGCUGCGAUCCAAAUACGAUGUCCUCCCACGAUCCUUCGGCCAGAUACGUACAUACGCCGAUGCAGUGGUCAAGGUGCCUCAGAUGGCCGAGUCGAUCUCGGAGGGAACCCUGAAGCAGUUCUCAAAAGAGAUCGGUGACUACAUCGAGCAGGACGAGGAAUUGGCUACCAUUGAGACCGACAAGAUCGACGUAACUGUCAACGCUACCCAAUCUGGAAUCAUCCGCGAAUUCUUUGCCGCCGAAGAAGAUACCGUCACCGUCGGACAGGAUCUCGUCCGUCUCGAACUCGGUGCUGCCCCAGAGGGUGCUAAGGCUGAAAAGGCCGAGAAGCCCGCUGAAUCAGAACAGCCAAAGGAGGAGUCCAAGCCCGAACAGCCAAAGGAACAGCCCAAGGAAGAGGCUGCUCCAGCCAAGUCUGAGACUGCUGCCCCAGCUCCAACUCCCGCUCCAGCCCCCAAGCAGGCGAAGAAGGCUGCUGCUCCAGAACCGGCCGCCGCCAAAUCUACUCCCGGAAACAGAGAUGAGCGCAGAGUAAAAAUGAACCGUAUGCGCCUGCGUAUCGCCGAACGUCUAAAGCAAUCCCAAAACACCGCCGCCUCCCUCACCACCUUCAACGAAGUCGACAUGUCCUCUCUCAUGGAAUUCCGCAAACUCUACAAGGAAGACGUCCUCAAGAAGACCGGCGUCAAGCUUGGAUUCAUGAGCGCCUUCUCCCGCGCCUGCGUGUUGGCCAUGAAGGACGUUCCAGCUGUUAACGCUUCGAUCGAGGGACCCAACGGUGGCGACACCAUUGUCUACAGAGACUACGUCGAUAUCAGCGUUGCCGUCGCUACCGAGAAGGGACUCGUCACCCCCGUCGUGCGCAACGUUGAGAAUAUGGGACUCGUAGAGAUCGAGCAGUCUAUUGCUGAUCUCGGCAAGAAGGCCCGCGACAACAAGUUGACUAUUGAGGAUAUGGCCGGCGGUACCUUCACCAUCAGCAACGGUGGUGUCUUUGGCUCCCUCAUGGGAACCCCAAUCAUUAACCUGCCACAAACUGGUGUCCUUGGCCUGCACGCUAUCAAGGACAAGCCCGUCGUCGUCAACGGCAAGAUCGAAAUCAGACCAAUGAUGUAUCUCGCCCUUACAUACGACCACAGACUCCUCGACGGUCGGGAGGCUGUUACUUUCUUGGUCAAGAUCAAGGAAUACAUCGAAGACCCCCGCCGCAUGCUCCUGGGUUAA